This is a messenger RNA of Zea mays, 641 nucleotides long. RefSeq lists its product as uncharacterized. The transcript has a single exon. NCBI's taxonomy places the organism in Eukaryota, Viridiplantae, Streptophyta, Magnoliopsida, Poales, Poaceae. The coding region runs from base 1 to 405 and encodes 134 amino acids. The record is from RefSeq and is a predicted model, not a curated record.
AUGGGCAGACGAAGAGGGAGAGGGAAGAAGCAAACCACUGUCAGGAGCCAUGAAGACAAAGGUAGCAGCGGUGAAGAAGUCGUGCCUGCAAAGAAGAGGAGGGGAAGGCCCCAAACGCGCUUCGCCAGUAAGAUCGAUCAAGCAGAUGUUGAAAACUUUGUAGAACAGGUCGAUGCCGACCAAGAAGAAGCUGACGAUGCCAAGCUAAAGAACAGUGCUGCAGCUGGUGGUCCCAAGAGAGUCAGACUGCUGAAAGAGCGCUCCAAUAUUGCCAUAGAAAAUACUAAUUCUACUGUUCGAUUAAGCAGUGAUGAAUCAACGAGGACCAAUGGGUUCAGGCAGAUUGGGAGCCGACGGAAAAACAAGCCCAGGCGAGCAUCGGAGGCAGGGCUAGAAUGCAAGUGAACCGUCCCUGCAUUUUUCAGUACAAGGUAGCAUCCAUUUUUUUGCUACAUUUGUCAUGUUCGGUAGCUCCCGGUGCUAGAAAAACAAAAUGUAAACUAGCAUGUUCUGAUUGCAUGCCUCAGUUUUUUUAUUGACACAAAGUGUAUGAACUGAUGGUACACCAACUUGUUCAGCUGCUCUAGGCCCUGGUUCUGUUUGAGCUGCUUGUAGCAGACAUCUUACCUUUCAGUUUACCA